Molecule: messenger RNA, 3723 nt
Organism: Astyanax mexicanus (Mexican tetra)
Lineage: Eukaryota; Metazoa; Chordata; Actinopteri; Characiformes; Acestrorhamphidae
Gene: suv39h1b
Product: SUV39H1 histone lysine methyltransferase b
Exons: 6
Coding region: 51-1310 (419 amino acids)
Cellular component (GO): nucleus
Molecular function (GO): zinc ion binding; protein binding; histone H3K9 methyltransferase activity
Source: RefSeq, a predicted model, not a curated record
UCCAAUCGGCGUGCGGUAUUUUAAUAUUCCAUUUUGGCGGUAGUAGGAAGAUGGCGGAAGAUUUGAAAGCGUGCAAAGUGGCAUGUCUUGCUACUGUAGAGGAGCUGCAAUCGAUUUGCAGAGAGGAGGGGCUCGUCUGUGAAGAGCUGGGCGUCACCAAAAACAACUUGUGUGAUUUUGAGGUUGAAUAUCUUUGCAACUACAAGCGUAUCGUUCUCACGCUCCGGAACACAGAGGAAGUACAGGAGUUAUACUUGGUGAAAUGGAAAGGCUAUCCAGAGUCUAUGAACUCAUGGGAGCCACGGAAGAACCUGAAGUGCACAGAUCUGCUCAGUCAGUUCUGGGAGGACAUGGUGCGAGAAUUGCGGAGACUCAAGAAACGGACCAUCCCGAAAAAACUGGACGCCUCCCUCGCCUCUCACCUCGUCCAGCGGGCGAAGCUCAGGAAGACCCUCAAACAGUGGGAGACGCACCUCAACAGCCUGGGCAACAAAAAGGGCCGCAUCUUUGUGGAGAACCUGGUAGAUAUGGAAGGUCCGCCAAAGAACUUCACCUACAUUAAUGACUAUAAGGUGGGUGACGGGAUCUCUCUGACUGAGGUGGCUGUGGGCUGCGAGUGUACGGACUGUCUGAAUGAUCCGGUGGAGGGCUGCUGUGCCGGAGCCUCGCAGCACAAGUUUGCGUAUAACGAGCUCGGGCAGGUGCGCGUUCGGCCGGGGCUGCCCGUCUACGAGUGCAACAGGAGGUGCCGCUGCGGCCCGGAAUGCCCCAACAGGGUGGUUCAGAAGGGCAUUCAGUACUCACUAUGCAUUUUUAGAACAGACAAUGGCAGAGGCUGGGGAGUACGGACCAUGGAGCGCAUCCGCAAAAACACCUUCGUCAUGGAAUACGUAGGAGAGAUCAUCACGACGGAGGAAGCGGAGAGGAGGGGUCACGUGUAUGAUAAAGAGGGAACCACCUACCUGUUUGAUCUGGAUUAUGUUGAUGAUGAGUACACGGUGGACGCGGCUCACUAUGGCAACAUUUCACACUUCGUCAAUCACAGCUGCGACCCAAACCUGCAGGUGUACAACGUGUUCAUAGAGAACCUGGAUGAGAGGCUACCGCGCAUUGCUUUCUUCGCCACUCGUCCCAUCAAGGCCGGAGAGGAGCUUACCUUUGAUUACAAAAUGCAGAUGGACCCUGUGGAUGCAGAGAGCACGAGGAUGGACUCUAAUUUCGGGUUGACUGAAAUCCCUGGUUCUCCCAAGAAGCGCAUGCGUAUUGAGUGUAAAUGUGGAGUGGCAUCAUGUCGAAAGUAUCUGUUUUAGAAAAGCUGGGUUUUGAGUUUUGUCAUGCCGAAUUGCGAUCUGUCAGAACAGUGGAUGUAAUUUGUGUGGAAGAAUUUUGUUACAUUUCAACAAAUGGAUGUAUAAAAUGACCAUCCACUGUUGAACCAUAAAGUAUUCUAAUCUUAGGCUACAUUCACAAAGCAGGUAAAAGUGGCCCAAAUCUGACUUUCUCAGUAAAUCUUACAUUUAUUUUAAACUGUUAAAGUAAUUUUAACGUGAUCUGUGUCAGACAGUUGCCUGACACACAUACGCCAAAAAAAAAAAUGUUUAGUUAAGUUUCGGUUCAUGGCAACUUUUAGGAGCUAUGAAUGAUCAUGUGUUUGAACUCUUUAGCCAUGUUAAUCAGCCACGCCCACUUUUUAAAUUUUUGUCGCUUUUUUUUUUUUUUUUCUUCAAAUUUCGUUUUAACAUUGAGUGGUUGGACACAAACCAUCUGAAUCAUUUGAAGGGAGAAUUUAUCCUAAAUAUUUAUUAUGCCUGUAUUGAUGAUUUUUUAAUUAUUAUUAUUAUUUUUUAAAUCCUGCCACUGAUGCCACUAAUCCCCUCCCUUACACUGAUACAAAAAUUACCCAUCUGUCGAUAUUGCAAUAUUGUGUAAAACAAUUGUGUUUGCAGUACAUUACUAAUAUGUGGCAUCAAUUUUCGGUAUAUUUAUUAAAACAUAAGCCAUAUCCGGACAGGAUUAGUUUCUGAGGGGGUCCUGGGGUAAUUGUCUCUUUUAUUGCCUCUAUACUCUGUGAUUUUAUUUCCAUCCCGAACGACCAUGUGCGUGUUUUUCUCAGAUGUCCUCUAAGAAAAUUACAGGCUGAAUUACCUUCUUUUUUGUCAAUGAACUCCGUGGUCCUCCAGUAAUUUUAGUCCUGUCCGGAUCCACAUCUGAGUUUCGUCAACUUGCCUUUAAUGAAAUAGCUAUUUGUUCACAGCCGUGCACCAUAAUUAAACUUUGGGCAUGUGUUACUAUGGAGAUCCCUGUUAAAACAACAGCAAGUGGAAAUGGAGGAGCUACUGAACGUGAUGUCGUGACCAUCAUCUCACUAGUCCUCCUGUUUUUUCGUUUUUUUUUAAACUGCAGUCCAGACUACUCAAAGUUUUAUCUUUGAGUAGAAGUGAAAAAUAUAUAUAUUUUUUUUUACAGACACCCCCUUGAGAAACUACUCCCAUUCAGACAGGGCUAUAAAUGAUCUAAAGUUACGAUUCUCCCUCUAAUUUUACUUAUUAAAGUUACCGCUUCGUUACUCCAUGUGGUGGCACUGAUCAGAUUUGUUACUAAGAGGAUUAAAUACUCCUAAAUAAUCGAAGAUGGCGUGAAGUAUUGUAGAGAAUUGUCUUGUUAUAUAUUGAGGACUGGUCUCACAGUAUCGUGAAGUUUUAUUAUUAUUAUUAUUAUUAUUAUUCGCAACAUAUUGUGAUAAUAUUGUAUAGUGAGAUGCCCUGUGAUUCCCACCCCCAUUGUCUAAAAAAAAAAAAAAAAAAAAAAAAAAAAAAAAGAUUGGUUUUGGACCACUGUUACCUUCUAUGUGAACAACGUAGCCUUUAUGACAUUUCUGCAGUUUUCCUACCAUCAGGCAUGAUGAUGGUCUAAGAGAGGGAUGUCCAGUUUAAACCACAAAGGUCUGGCGUGGCUGCGGGGUUUCACGCUAAUCAGGCAGAAUCGGGUGUGAUUAAUAGUUUAAAGACUAAUUGAUCUGAUUAAAGGAGGGGAGUCGGCUGCUGCUGUUUGCAGCCAUAACAGCCCUUUCUGGAUUAAUCUGGACACCGCUGGUCUAAGAAUGUUUUACCACAUUGUGAAAGUGUACAGUUCUUUUGUAAAUGUUUUUUCGUUUUCUUAUUUUUUUCCUUGAACUUGAACUAAAAAGUAAAAUGUACUGUUGUCAGAUUGGAAAGGGAUUAUGCAUAUUCUGUUUUUUAAUGAAAAGUUUUAUAGUUUUGGGUAUUUUUUUUUUAUAAGAAUGCUUUUAUUAUGUUUUUCUUUUUUUAAAAGAGUAAUUACAAUGAUUUGUACAACAUACUUGAAAUUAAAGAGUAGUUUUAUCUGGAUUCUGAUUACACCUAUUCUGCAGUUCAGCAGUGAGAAAGCUCUGUUUUAGUCUGGGUGUAAUCUGUCUGGAAAAUGUACCGAAACACUCGUGCAGCUUCCAUUCCAUUAAGCAUCCAUUAGGGGGCAAAACUGUACUGUGAAUGCUCUGAAGGCCUGAAACAGAAGAAGGAUUGGACAGAUGUGUAAAUCACACAGUAAAACCUAACACACUCUUGUGUUUUUUUUUUACUCUUCUAAUGUCUGUUUCUAAAAUGUCCUGAUGGUUUGUGCCAUUGUGGUCCUGCUCUGUGUUGUUUUGUUUGAGAGCUGAAAUGCUAACUGUACAAAAAUGAAAGUAAAGGUUUAUAUUCUGAA